UUUGUUAAAAAAAAAAAAAAAAAAGGUUAAAACCGCCUUCCUUUUCUUCUCCCAAUUCAGCCUCGUUGGGCCCCCCCCCCCCCAUUGUCGCUUCCAAGCAAAAGCCCUGCGGUCCAGGUUUCUUGCACUUCCUUCUGCCCUUGCUCUUUUGGUGGUGCGGGAGGCCCAGCGAAAAACCAAAAGGCUCACCACCAUCAGCACAAAAAUAGGGCGAAACAGGGUUCGAGGGACGCAGAACGAAUGAAGUUCGGCCGCACGAUUGCAGAGACCAGCUUCCCGGCUUGGGCCGACCAGUACUUUGACUACAAGUCUGGCAAGAAGUUCAUCAAGCGCGUGGUGGCUGCGGCGCAGGCGUACCGUGCAGCCAGGCGAGCCGCCGCGUCCGGAGAGUCCGAUGACAGCACAACCGACAGCAGCACCCACACGGCUGCGGUGGAGGCAGCCAGAGUCCACCGCGCGACCGAGCAGCAGAACUUUCGCAAGUUCAUUCUGGGCGAGCUCGGCAAGAUCAACGACUUUGUCCAGCUCAAGGAAGACGAGUGCAAGGCGCACUUUGAGCGUCAUCUAAUGAGCCAGGCGCAUAUGCUGCUCAACUCGCGAACGUCGCAAGCGAAUGCCGCGGAUGUCUUUGUUGCGUUCUACGACUUUGUGGAAGAGCUACGGCAGCUCUUGCAGUAUGGACAACUCAACUACACUGCGUUUGUCAAGAUUCUCAAGAAGUACGACAAAAACACAAAGUCAGUCCUCAAAGCUGAAUUUAUGCCGCUCGUGGCUGGACAGCACUUUUACACUUCCAAUUUCUUCCCACAGUUGCUCCAAGAUUCACAAAUUAUGCUCGACCAGCUGCUGGUUCAAUACCCACUACUAAACGCGAGCACUGCUCGCAGCAUGUACGCAUCAACACACCCCGUACAGCUGUUUCUGCAACGCCCGUCAGAACUCGUUUUCCGAGCAUUUGCCUACGUGAAGCGAAUCUCCCUCAACAAGAUCCUCCUCUGGACCGUAUUUCUGGUACUAUUGGAGAGUUUGUUGAUACAAGUAGCCGGAGUUCAGAUCCAGGCCACUGGCUGCACCAUCACCCAGUAUCUGCAUGAUACGCAGCGGUCAAAGCUGGUGGACGACUUUACCGAUAUGAUUCACAACCGAAUCACGUCCAAGUUUUGGCUCUUGUUGUGUGCCGUCGUCCUGUGGCUGUAUGACUCGCGCCACGGCUCGUCGGCAGUCGCAUUCGUGGCCAUUGGCUUUGCCAUCAAAAGUCUGGCCAAGAACAUUAUUCGAUCGCCAAGAGGCUUUUGGCUCUGCACGUCGUAUCAGGCAUUCUAUUGCGGCAAGGGCUAUUCGCUGCCAUCGGGUCACUCGAUGGUCAGCUUGACCGCGCUUGGCUUUUUGUUGCUCAAGUUCAAACGUCCAUGGCUGCUCCUCGUGACCAUCUUGUACCAAAUGCUCAUCUUUUGGUGCGUGCAGUAUAUCGGCACGCACACUAUUGCCGAUCUGGUCGUUGGAUGGACGUGUGCUAUUCUUUGUCUCGUCGUCUAUGCGAAGGGCGAGGAACAAGUCUACCGCCGAUACACCCGUUUCCGCCUCCAACCGAGCAGCCGCAGCAUUGCGCUGAUUGUCAUUGGUGCUACUCUGCUGACGCUAGCCCUUGACACGCUCGUGGAGCUGUGGCCGCCAGCCUUCGAGGCCGACUGGCAAUCCAACAUGGAGACCGUUUGUGGACUCCGGCCGGGCUCUGGUGCAAGCCGCAUGUACUUGAACCUGAACUGGUCCAACACGCCACUUGUCUUUGGCUGCCUGGUGGCUUGGCUUGCCAACCGUCGAUACCUGUCUGGUGCACUGGAGCGAUUUUCGUUUUUCCAACGAGUGCCGCUCGCCCUAGGUGGUGCCUAUGUAUUUGUGCUCCUUCCAGCGUUCCUCAAAACCUGUCUUUACGGGCUCGUUGGCAUUGCCUCCAGGCACGCAGCCAAGUCUGAGGCCAUUGCUGCCAUCUCCCAGUUGGACGUUACCACCGUCUUCUAUCACCUAUUCAACUUGCUCAUGCCAGUCUGGGUCAUCUUCCUGGCUCCGCUACUCUUUGUCAUGUGCAUGCGGGCGGCCAAUAUCAAGGGUACUGGCGCGGCGAGCAAGCUUCGUCCGAUCCGCCGAACCCUCACGCCCAGCAUGGUGCGCUUGUCUGCCGCAGCAAUGGCCUCUGCUGCCGGCGGGGUUUCGCCGCAGCUCAAGCGACAAGCAUCCUCCUCCGUUCCGAGCACCCCAGUCCCUCGCACGCUCGCUUCUCCCCCGUCUCUGGCACGCCAGCCUUCGGUAGUCUCGACGACUAAAGCAACUAGUUAACUCUCGUAGUUGCGAUUGGCAUUUUUGUGGCGCAGUGUUGUUUUGUUAUUCUUGUGUUUUGUUAUCAUAAAUUAUCCCCACCUUUUGAAUGGUUUAUUGUUGUCUUGCAACACCAAAAAAGAC
Messenger RNA from Capsaspora owczarzaki ATCC 30864, 2457 nucleotides. RefSeq lists its product as hypothetical. The transcript is spliced from 4 exons. The record is from RefSeq and is a predicted model, not a curated record. Gene Ontology annotation, biological process: cellular response to phosphate starvation. Bases 241 to 2334 code for a protein of 697 amino acids. NCBI's taxonomy places the organism in Eukaryota, Filasterea, Ministeriida, Capsasporidae.